AUGAGUUUCGGAGCCCCCGGAGGUGGUUCGGUCAACUACAAGCCCACGCCACCUGAGCGCGGUAGCUUCCCUCUCGACCACGAAGGAGAGUGCAAGCACAUUAUUUCCGGCUAUCUGAAAUGCAUCAAGCUCAAUCGAGGCACCAACGACGAGGCAUGCCGCAAGCUCGCUAAGGAAUACCUCACCUGUCGGAUGGACAAGUACGUGAAACCGAUUACCAUGCACAUUAGCCUGCGUGAUUUUGCACCAGGGCAGCAACAAGCGUUGGAGAAUACUGUUCUAACAUAG
Molecule: messenger RNA, 288 nt
Organism: Penicillium cataractarum
Lineage: Eukaryota; Fungi; Ascomycota; Eurotiomycetes; Eurotiales; Aspergillaceae
Product: coiled-coil-helix-coiled-coil-helix domain-containing protein
Exons: 3
Coding region: 1-288 (95 amino acids)
Biological process (GO): mitochondrial respiratory chain complex IV assembly
Cellular component (GO): mitochondrial intermembrane space
Source: RefSeq, a predicted model, not a curated record